GCCGUUUAGUGAUUGAAAAGCCACUCUUCCUCGGCGCUAUCCUCACGAUUACAGCCAUGACGGCUGCCUUUCUCAUCACCGGCUUUAGCAAAACAAUCAUUACCUCCUUUGCAUGCCUCUACACCACAUAUGGAGCCGAUUUGACCCCCGCCGCCAUGCAGACCCAACUACUCGCCAUUGUCAGUUACGCCACCUCUAAAGAAAUCCCCGAUGUAACCGACCGCGAAAUACGUGCCAUCUUCGACGUCCUCCUAAACCUCGCCCCGUGCAACUUCCUCGUCUUCGGCCUCGGCCAUGACUCCCUCAUGUGGGCCGCAUUGAAUCCACGUGGCACCACCCUAUUCCUCGAAGAAGAUCCCAAACUUGUCCACAAGAUCCUCGCACGCGCACCCGCAAUACGUGUCCACACCAUAACGUAUACUACACAGCUCUACGAGGCUGAUCAUCUCAUCAACUCGUACAAGUCGGAGAUAAACUGUUUGCCUCCGCACGUGCACCUCAGGGGCAACGCCAGGUGUAAGUUAGCAUUGAGCGAGUUAGCGGAUGACGUGUACAACAGAGAGUGGGAUGCUAUAUUUAUUGAUGCUCCACGAGGAUAUUUCGCGGAGGCGCCAGGGAGGAUGGCGACUAUUUUCACGGCGGCAGUGAUGGCGCGUAGGAGAACGAGGAGCGGUGUGACGCAUGUGUUCUUGCAUGACGUAAAUAGGAAGGUGGAGAAAAUGUACGCGGAGGAGUUUUUGUGUAGGAAGUAUUUGGUGAAAGCGGUUGGGAGAUUAUGGUAUUUUGCGAUACCGCCAGCGGUUAAUGUGAGCAAGAGCAAGCGGAGGACUGGUACAGUGCCGUUUUGUGAAGACUGAAGUAGGAGAGGGUAGAUU
Messenger RNA from Mangifera indica (mango), 875 nucleotides. RefSeq names its product probable methyltransferase At1g27930. Gene Ontology annotation, biological process: xylan biosynthetic process. The record is from RefSeq and is a predicted model, not a curated record. Bases 57 to 857 code for a protein of 266 amino acids. Lineage: Eukaryota; Viridiplantae; Streptophyta; Magnoliopsida; Sapindales; Anacardiaceae. The transcript has a single exon.